AACAAUCGGCCGGGCGCCGCCAUCUUGGGCCGGCUCCGCACGCCGCGCGGUGAAUGGGUCGCUAUGAGAGAGCCACAGGGGAGCGGCGGCAGCAGCAGCGCUCCGAGGGCUGCUCCGAGCUGCCGCCCGCCCUCGGCAGGCUCUAGAGGCGGCCGCCGCCGCCCGCAGGGAACCCCCGGGCUCGGCCUUUCCGCCUCGGCGAGCCCCGAGCCGCGCUCCUGGACCGACAAAGUUGGGCUCCGCCGCGCCGCCGCCGCCGCCGCCCGGGAGCCGAGGGGGUCGCGGUCGGGGGCCGAGCCGGGAGCGGGCCGGGGCCGGGGCCAGGGCUAGGGCAGGGCCCAGGGGAGCCCGGCCGGGGGCUCGGGGCUGUUCCGCGCCGCCCCGGCGACCUCUUUCCCUUUUUAAUAUAUAUAUAUAUAUUUUUUUCUUUUUUUUUUUUUUCCUCAAAAAAUCCUGACUGGACCGAGGGGGAGACAGCCGCCGUUGUGGUAGGGCGAGGGGAGGAGGAGAGGCGGCCGUGAGGGGUUGGCGAGCACACGGCCGGGGGGCGGCAGGGACAGGGGGACAGGGCACGACAGACGGCCAGGGGGACGGGACAGGGGGACAGGGCUGCCCCAGCCCCGUGUGCCCCCCCCCCAGCCCCUUUCCUCCCUCAGGAGCUUCCCCGGGACUCGCCGCCCUCCUCCCCGGCGGCCGGGCGCUGCGUGCUUUUUGCGGCGUGUUUUUAAUUUAAUUUAUUUUAUUUUUUUUCGCCCUCUCCUCGUUUAAAUACCAAAUACAGCCCCCCCCCGCCCCCGGGGGAAGGGGAUGGAGGUGUCUUAGGAAAAAUUCCCCGUUCCGCAGCCCGGGCUGAAGGCCGGCCCGGAGGGGGGCGAUGAGCUCGGGCUGAGCGGCUGGGGACGUGGGGAGCCGGUGUCGGGGCCGGUGCCAGCCCUGGUGCUGCCCCUCUGCCGGUGCCAGCCCCAGCCCUGGUGCUGCUCCUCGGCACCCUCAGCAGCACCGCCACCCAACCCCAGCCUGGCCCACGUGCAGCCGCCGGCCUCCUCCCGCAGGACUCCCGACCCGUCUCUUCCUCGGAGGCUUUGGACGUUGGAAGGCGAAAUGGAGCUGCUCUUCUUCUCCCAAACACUACAUGUUGCGUAACGGGAGCCAGGACGAAAGCCCCGACCCGUGUGCUGGUCUCGGUACGACUCCCGGCGCUCGGCACCCACCGGAGAUGCUUUACGGAGCUUGAUGUGGAACAGAGUUGGAGCCUCUUCAGAGACUUUGUCGUGUCCGGCGGCUUAAUUGCUGACUUCUUUUUCUUAGUGGAUUCGUAACAUACUUUUAUGAAUUAAAUUUUGCCACUGUUUGUACAGAAGCCAAAUGACACGUGUGUUUUGAAACACGGUUCCAAAUAUAUCCAGCCCUGAACCCGGAUUCUCGCUAGAAAGAGCCGGAGGGAGAUCGUCAGUCUCUACAUAAACCUGAUUUUACUGUUUCGUGAACAUUAUCCUCUUUAGAGAUGUUGCUGUAGAUUGCUUUACAACUGUUCGGCAAGAAGGGGGAUUUUCCAGCUUGCUGGACCCAGGAAACUGGAUACUUAAAGUCACUUAAAUGUUUUAAGAGCAUUGGAAAAUGGGAGCUGCUACUAAGUUGGCGUUUGCUGUUUUUCUUAUCUCUUGUUCUUCAGGUGCCAUACUCGGCAGAUCAGAAACACAAGAGUGUAUCUACUACAACGCUAAUUGGGAAAAAGAUAAAACAAAUCGCAGUGGCAUUGAACCUUGUUAUGGCGAUAAAGAUAAAAGACGACACUGUUUUGCUACGUGGAAGAAUAUUUCCGGAUCAAUUGAAAUUGUGAAACAAGGCUGCUGGCUAGAUGACAUCAAUUGUUAUGACAGGAAUGACUGCAUAGAGAAAAAAGACAGCCCUGAAGUGUUCUUCUGUUGUUGUGAAGGCAACAUGUGCAAUGAACGCUUUUUCUAUUUCCCAGAGAUGGAGGUCACACAACCAACUUCCAACCCAGUUACACCGAAGCCGCCUCUGUUCAAUACCUUGCUAUAUUCAUUGGUGCCUAUAAUGGGAAUUGCAGUGAUCGUGCUCUUUUCGUUUUGGAUGUACAGACAUCACAAGCUAGCAUAUCCUCCUGUGCUUGUUCCAACCCAAGAUCCCGGCCCACCACCGCCGUCACCACUGAUGGGUUUGAAGCCAUUGCAGUUGCUAGAGAUCAAAGCUAGGGGAAGGUUUGGCUGCGUGUGGAAAGCUCAGCUCCUGAACGAAUACGUUGCAGUCAAAAUAUUCCCCAUUCAGGACAAACAGUCUUGGCAGAAUGAAUAUGAAAUUUACAGUUUACCUGGAAUGAAGCAUGACAAUAUUCUACAGUUCAUUGGUGCAGAGAAACGAGGCACUAGCAUUGAUGUCGAUCUCUGGUUAAUUACAGCAUUUCACGAAAAGGGUUCGUUAACCGACUUUCUCAAGGCUAAUGUGGUUUCCUGGAAUGAGCUAUGUCACAUUGCUCAGACCAUGGCUAGAGGCUUGGCUUAUCUUCACGAGGACAUACCAGGGCUGAAAGAUGGACAUAAGCCUGCCAUCUCACAUAGGGACAUCAAAAGCAAGAAUGUGCUGCUGAAAAAUAACCUUACAGCUUGUAUCGCUGAUUUCGGUCUAGCUUUAAAGUUUGAGGCUGGAAAGUCUGCAGGGGAUACACAUGGACAGGUCGGCACACGAAGGUAUAUGGCUCCUGAGGUACUAGAAGGUGCUAUCAACUUCCAAAGGGAUGCGUUUUUGAGAAUAGAUAUGUACGCCAUGGGAUUGGUCCUCUGGGAGCUGGCGUCACGCUGUACUGCCUCAGAUGGCCCAGUGGAUGAGUACAUGUUGCCAUUUGAAGAAGAAAUUGGCCAGCAUCCCUCCCUUGAAGACAUGCAGGAAGUUGUAGUUCAUAAAAAGAAGAGACCUGUUUUAAGAGAGUGCUGGCAAAAACAUUCUGGCAUGGCCAUGCUUUGUGAAACCAUCGAGGAGUGCUGGGAUCACGACGCAGAAGCCAGGUUGUCAGCGGGAUGCGUAGAAGAACGGAUUAUCCAGAUGCAAAAACUAACUAACAUUAUAACGACAGAGGACAUUGUGACGGUGGUCACAAUGGUGACAAACGUUGACUUUCCUCCCAAAGAAUCCAGUCUAUGAUAGUUGCACUGGUCAUGUCAUUGACCAACAGGACUCUUCACUGGAGCUGCUAAAGCUGACGGGACUGCUCACGUCGUUACUGUUUUCUGUGUGAACCGAACGAUAAGUCUCUCUGGAACAUCAUCAAGAGGUGGUUUUCCUUUAUUUUCCCCUUCCUCCUCCCAAACAGGAAUCCAUGAGACUUUUUGCAUUCCCUGCUUACACCUGAAGGACGCGGGACUGAGGAACGAUGAUAACACGCUGUUAAGGAACUUAAAUGAAGAAUAUGGACCUGUGCUGGCUAAUCAAGUGUUUUAAAAACUGACAUCAGAUUUCUUAAUACCUGUCGGAAGAGACUAAUUCCUUAAAUGAACUACUGUUAUUUUUUUUAAAUCAAACAUUUCAUUUCAGAUUUAAAAAAGGGUAACUUGUUUUUAUUGCAUUUGCUGUUGUUUAUAAAAAUGACUAUUGUAAUGCCAAUAUGACACAGCUUGUGAAUGUUUAGUGUGCUGCUGUUCAGUGUACAUAAACAAAAGUAAUCAAGUGGGAUAUAGCAAAGAGGCUUCCAAGUAUUACUUAACCUCCCUCAACAAGGUAUACCUCAGUUCCACCUCUGCUAAAUUAUGAGAUUGACAACACUAACAAAAUUUGAAUAAUAAAUUGAUCCAUGUUUUGUAAAUGAUGUAUUUCAAAUUCACUGUGUUAUUUAAAAAGGGUAAGCUAUGCUUCAUGCCAACAGUAAAUGGCCAUUCCUAAAGCAGUGUUUUUAGCCUUUUCUUGUACUAGCUUGUUGUGUAUAAAAAAAAGUGCUGUUUAUUGAAACAAAAUUUUCCUUCUUGUUUUAGUUUAAAGCUUUUCUCUUACCUCCAUUUCCCAGAAUAUCUCAUACAUUUAUUUAAUGGAAUACUAUUUAGGUUUGCUGUGUCUGAGGAAUAUUUGAAAACUUAAGCAUGACUUUUUUAAUUUUCUGUGAGCUAUGACACUGGAAAGCUCUGAAUUCUUUUUUUUUUUUAAAGUCUUUCUCCUAUUUAUGUUUGUGACAAGGUCUGCCUAGUGUGUUUUCUGUUUCACUAAACAGUAUGCAGUGGGUUCUGUAUCACUGUUUCAGGAUCACCUCAGGAAGCUCAAUUACCCCAAACUCUUUACUGUCUGCAACUUCACUCUACUUAAAGCUCGGUGCCAUCUGAUCAGAUGUACUUCAUGUCUGUGAUACGUAGGUUUAUCCCAGAAUUGUAAUAAAAAAUUAGAGCCUGAGUUUUCAGAUUACAAAUGCUUAAAAAUUUCAGGGAUAAUUUAGUUACAUGUAAAAUAUGCAGUGACAAGUAAGAGGUAACGAAUACCGAUCUCCGUACCACAGACUCACAAAAAAAUAAGGAAAAACGUUGAAAUUGCUUUCACAACUCCCAUGUCAUUUUCAAGUGUAGGAAGUCAUGCCUUAUAUUUAAGUUCCAAAUUGACUGGUAGAUAGGUGCCAAAGUGCUUCUCAGAAGUACUGUUUCACUACAUUGAUUUGAUCUUUUACACUAAUUUCCAAGUAAAAUAAAUUUUAUAAACCUCUAGAGUACAGAACCACCAUUGGUUAGUGUAUGCUGUGUGCUUUUACCCUCGUGUUUUGUUUGGUUUUGCACCAUGCAGUCAGGGGCUUUCGAAAGAAGCUUUGAAUGUUGCGAGUAGGAGCUUGCUGUGAAUGUCAUCUUGAAAAGCUGAUCCUCCAACCACAGGAUGCUCUGUUUUACGUGUGUGUGAACUUAAUCUCUGGGAACAAUAAGAGACGUUACAGAUAAAACAAGACCUAGGUCAGCAUGCUCUUGGUAGGGAGGGAAGGAAAGGUGUCGCAGUGGUGCUCGUGUAACAUCCACCCACCGCCCCCUGUCCUGGUGUUCGUCGUGUUUAUGCCUAAGGCUUCACAGAGCCAGAGGAACCCUGCUCUGAAGGGUGACUGGCACUGCAGGGUGCAACUCGGUGUUGUUCUGCUUGGUUAUAAAAAGAAAAAAAAAGUAGCUUGUGGCCACUUCCUUAACUGACAUCUUCAUUUUGCUUCCAUUUUUAAGCCAGGGAUGCUGUUUUACGCACACAGCAAGGCACAAUCGUAGCUGCUGAGUUCUGAACAAAACAGGAUCCCGUCGCACUCUACUGAAGACCUCUGUGCUCCCAUGGCGUUGUAACCCCAUUACCGGGGAAUGCGGAAUAAAUGCGGCUGAUUUAAUAAUCUGUUACUCGAGAUCUGAUGCAAAAAUUGGUCCUGCGUAAAAUGUGCAUCACCUCUCCUGGAUCCUUUUAAAGUUCAGCUACUGCGGGCUCUGACAGCAAGGCGCUGGGGGUGCCAAAAAUACACAGAGCAGUGCAGGCUGCACGGGCACUCAGGGAAACUGAGCUGGCUUACCUGCGUGGUUUGGAACUGCAGCUGGGUAUCUCCGAGGGCUUAAGCACUGUACUACACUGAGGUUCCUGAUUUUUUUCAACAGCGUAACGUAGUAGAUACAAAAAGGAAGGAUGUUCAUAGUAUAAAUACUACUUUAUAAAUACUACUUAAUUGGUUAAAAACAACUACCAUCCCCUGAGCUGUUCUAGUACCGCUGCUCUCACAGGGCAUUUGGCUUUGCUUCCAGAGCAUCGGGCGGGCAAGUUGAGAAAGGGCCUGCGCCAGCGUUUUACAAGUGUAAACAGCAGCAGGUUUGGCGAGACUGAUGCUAGUGGACCUAUUUGGCAUUAUUUACUAGCAGCCAGCGUCCCUUACAGUCUCUAGCAGUGCAGCCGGUGGGCGUGCGCUCCAGAGGGACACCCCGUGCAUGGGCUCAGGAAGAAAACCCAGUCCCCUGUGCCACGCUUUCAGCUGAGGGCUGCUGCAAUGCCACCGCUGUGCGGGCCCCAGGGCUGACAAAGGAGCCAGGGCUCGGCCUCGCCAGAAGUUUAAGCCCCACGCCACUUUCCCCCUUGCGUUGGUGGGCAAGGAAUUUUUCUAUCACACACUGCAUGGCUUUGUACUCACUGCUAUGUGCACCGCAGCAUUUCGGAGCAGAGCCUGUGCCUCGUAGUUGUUGGAGUUGUGGUGGUCUGAAACUACACCUUAGGAUGGGAAGUCACCGCCGUGGCCCUGCUAGUUGAGAUUUGUAAAAGUCAGCGUAGGUUCAAGUACCAACUGUUGGUGUGCUACCUGAGGUUUAAUCAGAGGGUAAUAAGACAUUUCCUGGUCGUAUUAGCAUUUGACAGAAUUACCAGUUUGCUCUUUUCUCCAGCUUCUCUUUUAAACCUCUUUUAAUGUUUACUUUUAUUAGGAACACUUGGUACAAAAAGCAGAAAGCUGUAACAUAGGCUCAUGGGCAAAAUGAUUCAAGUAGCAUCCUUGAUGGAACAUCAUUUACCUCAGAUACUCAACCAGCAGUACUUUUUUUUUUUUUUUAAACUUCUUUUAAAUGCAGUUUCAGUCCAUAUACUAUUCGUUACCUCUCAAGAUUUUGGUAAGCAAUUAUUUUAACUUUACUCUUUGUAUUCGUCAGUGUUUUGGGCACAGGUUGUUGUACUACUGUCAAAAUGUACUUGCUGUUUUCCUGCAAGUACUAAAAACAAACCAACCCCUCCCCACCCUCAAUAAAGUGAUUGUUAAAUAUUGUACAAAUAAAAAUGUAUGCUCUUUCCCCCCUACUUCCCCAAAAAGUUAAAAUAAAAAAUGUGACUAC
Messenger RNA from Cygnus olor (mute swan), 6815 nucleotides. It is a transcript of the gene ACVR2A, whose product is annotated as activin A receptor type 2A. Gene Ontology annotation, biological process: cellular response to growth factor stimulus; protein phosphorylation; activin receptor signaling pathway. Gene Ontology annotation, cellular component: plasma membrane; activin receptor complex. The transcript has 11 exons. Gene Ontology annotation, molecular function: activin binding; activin receptor activity; ATP binding. The record is from RefSeq and is a predicted model, not a curated record. Lineage: Eukaryota; Metazoa; Chordata; Aves; Anseriformes; Anatidae. Bases 1618 to 3159 code for a protein of 513 amino acids.